Molecule: messenger RNA, 3682 nt
Organism: Cyanistes caeruleus (blue tit)
Lineage: Eukaryota; Metazoa; Chordata; Aves; Passeriformes; Paridae
Source: RefSeq, a predicted model, not a curated record
AGAACCGAGCGGCCGCUAAAUCCCAACACCCUGCAGCCAGAACUUCUUCCUGGCUCAUUCAUAGCAACAUUCCAGGGAUUUUGCAGCAUUCCUGGUGUUCUGAGUCUGGCCUGUGUUUGGUGGCAGGAGUUGAAGCUGGGCUCGCACGCCGAGGCGCUGUCCUUCACCUCGCUGGUCGAUGGCUACUUCAGGCUCACGGCGGACGCCCACCACUACCUGUGCACGGAUGUGGCUCCUCCCCUCAUCCAGCACAACAUCAAAAACGGCUGCCACGGGCCCAUCUGCACGGAAUAUGCCAUCAACAAGCUGAGGCAGGAGGGGAACGAGGUGGGGAUGUACGUGCUGAGGUGGAGCUGCACCAACUUCAACCACAUCCUCAUGACUGUGACGUGCUUGGAAGGCUCAGAGGUGAUGAAUAACUCAGGCCCCUACAAGAACUUCCAGAUCGAGGUGAAGAAAGGGGGGUACUUCCUCCAUGGCUCCAACAAAUCCUUUGCAUCCUUGAAAGACCUCAUGGAUCACCUGAAGGGACAAAUCCUCCGCACAGACAACAUCAGCUUCACCCUCAAGAGGUGCUGCCAGCCCAGACCCAGAGAAAUCUCCAACUUGCUGGUGGCAACCAAGAAGGCUCAGGAGUGGCAGCCGGUGUAUCCCAUGGGACAGCUGAGCUUCCACCGCAUCCGCAAGGAGGAGAUCGUGCAGGGAGAACACCUGGGAAGAGGGACCAGAACCCAGAUUUACUCAGGGAUGCUCAGCCUCAAGGAUGACGAGAACGAAGGCUAUCAGAAUGAGAAAGAGAUCCGAGUCCUGCUCAAAGUCCUGGACCCCAGCCACAGAGACAUCUCCUUGGCAUUCUUUGAGACAGCCAGCAUGAUGAGACAGGUGUCCCACAAGCACAUGGUGCUCCUGCACGGCGUCUGCGUCCGCGACGUGGAGAAUAUCAUGGUGGAGGAGUUUGUUGAGUGUGGGCCUCUGGAUCUGUUCAUGCACAAGAAAAGUGAACUUCUCACAACCCCAUGGAAAUUCAAAGUGGCCAAACAACUUGCAAGUGCCCUGAGCUACCUGGAGGACAAGGAUUUGGUGCACGGCAAUGUGUGCACCAAGAACAUCCUGCUGGCCAGGGAGGGCAUUGAUAGCGAAUAUGGGCCUUUCAUAAAGCUGAGUGACCCAGGAAUCCCCAUCACGGUGCUGUCCAGGCAAGAGCGCGUUGAGCGGAUCCCCUGGAUUGCACCUGAGUGUGUUGAAGACUCCAUAAACCUCAGCAUUGCUGCAGAUAAGUGGAGUUUUGGUACAACCCUGUGGGAAAUCUGCUAUAAUGGAGAAACUCCACUCAAAGACAAGACCUUAGCAGAGAAGGAGAGGUUCUACGAGGGGCACUUUGUGCUGGCCACGCCGUCCUGCAAGGAACUGGCAGACCUGAUGAAGCAGUGCAUGAACUACGACCCCCACCAGAGACCCUUCUUCAGGGCCAUCAUGAGGGACAUCAACAAACUGGAGGAGCAGAAUCCAGAUAUUGUCUCAGAGAAGAAACCCGUCACCGAGGUGGAUCCCACUCUCUUUGAGAAGAGGUUCUUGAAAAGCCGGGAUUUGGGUGAGGUAAGAGGAAUGUCACCCCCAGAACACAGCCAGCGCUCCUGGGUGUCCCCACAGCCACCCAGAUCAGUGCCUGGGUGUCCCCAAAGCCACCCAAAUCAGUGCCUGGGUGUCCCCAAAACCACCCAGAUCAGUGUCUGGGUGUCCCCACAGCCUGUGCUGUGUCACACAAACACCCAAAUCAGUGCCUGGGUGUCACUGCCUGAGCCUUGUCCUCAAGGAUGCUCCUUUCUCUCCCACCCAGAAAUCGAAAUCCUGAGGAAUCUUUAUCACGACAACAUUGUCAAAUACAAGGGGAUUUGCACAGAAGAUGGAGGAAGUGGGAUUAAACUCAUCAUGGAAUUCCUUCCCUCUGGGAGCCUGAAGGAGUAUCUCCCACGGAACAAGAACAAGAUUAAUCUCAAGCAGCUGCUCAGAUACGCAGUUCAGAUCUGCAAGGGCAUGGACUACCUGGGCUCCUGUCAGUACGUGCACCGUGACCUGGCAGCGAGGAAUGUCCUCGUGGAGAGUGAGAACAGGGUGAAGAUCGGGGACUUUGGGCUCACCAAGGCCAUCGAGACGGAUAAGGAAUAUUACACCGUCAAGGACGACCGCGACAGCCCCGUCUUCUGGUACGCCCCGGAGUGUUUGCUGCAGAGCAAGUUCUACAUCGCCUCCGACGUCUGGUCCUUCGGGGUGACGCUCUACGAGCUCCUCACCUACUGUGACUCCGAGUCCAGCCCCAUGGCAGAAUUCCUGAAGAUGAUCGGCCCCACACAGGGACAGAUGACGGUGGCACGGCUUGUGAGGGUCCUGCAGGACGACAAACGGCUGCCACGGCCACCCACCUGCCCUGAGGAGGUGGAUCAGCUGAUGAGGAAGUGCUGGAUUUACAAACACGAUGAACGCACCACCUUCCACAACCUGAUCCAAGGAUUUGAAACAAUUAUGAGUAAAAUGUAAUUAAUUUUUUUUUAUUAUUCUGUCAGGACUUUAAGUGCCCAGCAAUCUGUGCCCAAGGCUAUUCCUUUUUUAUAAUUUUUUUUUUUAUUCCUGUAAUUUGUACUUUGGCUGGGCUGGAUGUGGUUCUAAAGGAUUCUUUUGCCAACAGAUUGAAGAGUUGGAUUAAAAGAAUUUAAGAGGUUUGGGUAAAAUGAGCUCCAGCUCCCUUUGCUGCUGUUGUUGCAGGGCAGUUUUAUCCUGCUCUGAUUCUGGCUGUGCCACAAUUGGAAUUGCCCUGAUGGAUGAUAUGAGCUGGGAAAUGUGAGCGUUUCUCAGCUCUGACCUCAGCCAGUGGAUGUAACAGGGCUCAAUUAAUAAUUCUAAAGUCAGCUGACAAAAUAUCCUUCACAUGAACUUAAAUCCUAGUACCAAACAAAACAACUCUGGCAUAAAAAUAUAGGGGAGACAAAAAUUUUCAGCUCUUUUUAACCCACCAGGCCCUAGUCGUGAGCUCUUACAGGUAUUUAGAAACAAAUGUUUGAAAACACCACCCCCAGAAGCGAGGAGGGGUGGGCACAGUUGUGCAUUUCAGUGAGAACCCCAAUUUUGGGAUAAAUAAUUGGCUUUUCCUAACUCCAGCCCCAUAUUCUUCCCCCUGGAGCUCCCAGACUGGGUGCAGCCCUGGAAGGGGUGAAUGUGCAUCCCUGGUGCUGAGGGAUGUGCAGGGAAGGGAUUGAUGGAGAUGGGGAAGAACCCAGUCCAUGGCCAGAAUCCCAGAUAAUCCCAGAUUAUCCAAAAGGAAAAAAAAAAGGCCUGAGCACCCAGGGGUGUCCUAGGCAAGGGGAACCCCUCCAACAAAGUUUUUAAACAUUUUCACUCAGCCCUUGAAUGGUUUAACUGGAACCUUCUGCUGCCACCAUUUUUCCUUCCACAUCUGGAGUUGGAAAACGCUCUGAAGAGAUCCUCAAGUUUUGGCAAUAAUAGAAAGAGGUCUAUAUAUAUAUAUAUAUAAAUAUAUAUAAAAAAUUGUAAUUAUGAGCUCCAAGGAGGUCAGAUUUAUUUUUACAGUGUUAUUGUUUCUGUAUGUCACUUAGGAAGCUGAAUUUAAUCUGUAAGCACUUUGUUACUCUUUAUACAAACAAGUCUAAUAAAGAUUUUUUUUUUUUUU